AUUAUUUUUUUAUUGUUAUUAUUUUUUGGCAGGAUUUGAGUUCAAAUGAAUUAAUCCACUUGCCCAGUAGCAUGGGAGAAAUGAUUUCUUUAAAGGAUUUAAACAUUCGGAGGAAUCGUUUAGAAGUUUUACCAGAUGAACUUAGUAAAUUAAAAUUGGUUAGGUUAGAUUUUUCUUACAACAAGGUGUCAGUGAUUCCUCCUGCUUAUCGUCUGAUUACAAGUUUGUCAGUAUUGGAACUGGCACACAACCCGUUGACAUCCCCCCCUGCACAGGUCUGCACCAAAGGAAAAUUACAUAUUUUCAAGUACCUUAGUGCCACAGCUCAUGAACAGGAAAAGAGGAGAACAUUUGACAGAGAAGUUAGAAGAUAUCCUCUUUCAAGGUCGUCAAGUGACGAUGCUACUGAAAAUCAUCUGAUGAUUGACAGAGUUAGAAGGGCACACUCAUUGGAGUUUUCAAGGAAUGCUUCUCCAAGAGAGGCUUACGAGAAAGAUGUUUAUCGACCAAGCUCUUUACGAGAAAGAGAGAGAUCUAGGGCCCCCCUGUCUAAUGUGUUUGAAACAGAAGAGAAGAGACGUGAGAUUCAGAAAGAGAUUGAAAGAGCCCAGCAACUUCUUGCAGAUGCCCAUGAGGUGGAAGUGGGAGAAAUACCAUCUAAACCAGAUGAGGAAUUUACUGAAGGAGAAGAACUUGAAAAGGAAUUCCUACAAAUUGAAGCUGAGCAACGGCGAAAGAAGGAAGAGGAAGAAAGACAGGUAGAGGAACGGAGAAGUGCUGCCAAGAAACUCCAAUCACAACAUGAAGAAUUACAAAGAGAAAGACAAGCAGAGGUCAGAAGAAAAAUGGAAACUAAGAAUGGAACUUCUGAUCCGAGAAGACUGGCUUCCUCUUCAUUUGGCGGUAGAGACGGUGCAAAAACCGCUCUUCCAAAGCGUCCACCGACUUAUAAAGUAUUAACCCGUUCAGGCUCAGCAAAAGAACCAAGUUCCCCUGAGAUGGAAUCUCCUGAUGUAGCGUGGAGUAGACAGGAGGAAGAACUCAGAGCACGAAAAAGAGAAGCACUUAUGCAACAAAGCAGAAGAGAAGCUCAACUUUCCAGAUUAAGAUUUGAAGAAGAACGACUCAAGCAUUCUUCCAACCUUUCUAGAGAUGGCUCCAGUAAAGUGAGAUUUAGUGGCAAAGGUGGUGCAGCUGUUUCUUUUAAUGGCAGUGAAUCUUCUCCACAGACUGAAGCCAAUGCUCAAGACAGAGAGGCAUGGGAGGAAUCAGUUUUCCCGAACAUUCACACGAGACAAAAAGCGGCCCAAGUUCGUUCUUUACCAGCGUCCUUCAGAGAUAAAGCAAAUCCAAAUUUCACCAUAAAACGGAUGUACGACAGUGCCAGGGAAGAGUUUGAACAACUGGAAAGACUCAGAGAGGGUAUCGAAAGUCGUCUUAAGGUGUCAUUACCAGAUGAUCUGCCGGCAUCACUCUCCGACGGUGUUGUGUUGUGCCACCUUAUUAAUCACAUCAGGAAAGGACUGAUUCCCAGCAUUCAUAUUCCGUCGGCAGGAGUGCCCAAACUUACCAUGCCGAAAUGUCAGAAAAACGUGGAUUAUUUUCUUGAGGCUUGUAGAAAGCUAGGCGUGAACAAGGAGAAACUCUGUACGCCAUCCGAUAUUCUGGAGGAGAAAAGUCCAUUACGUGUGUGCCAGACGGUAGAAUCAUUACUAGAGCACGUUGACGGAGGCGUAUAACACAGAAAGUAUACACAGUAAAAUAACAAGUGUCAUGAUUCCAAAUCUUUAACGUCAAGGCGAUUUAUCCAUUGAUUGCCGUAAAAAAUAUAUUUAAAAGACGAAAAGUAAAAUCUUCCUUUGGUUCUUGCUGAAAAUAGGACAAAUACAUUAUUGAUACAUGUACAAAGAAAUAUGAUCUGGUUUAGGUUAGGAGGAAUGCAGUUUAGCGUAAAACGUGCAGUGUUGACCAACAUUUCAUCACGUUAUAGUAGAAACGAAUGUGGACUGGAGAUUCCCUUGAUUUCUCUUUUAUAGGUACUCUCAUCAAAGUAUUGAAUUGUUUUGCUCCAUUCCGUGCCUGCAAAAUGUGCUGUACAGCAGUUUUGAAACUUUAGGUAGUCCUCAGUCUAGGAGACUGGGUUCUAGAGAGUGGGUCUCCCACGUCCAGGAGAUUGGUUUCUAGUGGCUACUAAGUCAAACAGUGGAACUAAAAAGUCCCUUGGAUAAAUCAUUGAGAAUUAAUUACGUCUAUGUUAUAUGACACUUAUGAUUAUUAUUUUUUAUCUAAACUGAGUAGCAUACACGCACCAUGUCCAUUUUGUGGGAGGGAAAAAUGAUAAGCUUGACCUCUGCGCAAUCUAAGUCUGCCCGUGGAAAUAGAAUAGAAGAUACUUAUCAAAAACUGCCCCGUAUAUGCCUUUUAUUUUCGAGAACCUUUGUUUAAAGUAGUUUUCUGAUUAACAUAAGCACUUCAGUCUCUGAUAGAGCUACGAAACUCUCAAAUCUAAAUAUUGAAAAGGUAUGGCAUGAUUAGAUUAAUUCCAUGAAAUUUGAACCCGCUGUGAAUACACUUUUUGUGUCACGCGGGUUGAAAAACUGAAUGUAUUAAAUACAAUAAUAAAUCUCGUGAAGGAUUAUCAAACUUAAUUUUGUAGUAAAUGUGAAAACGGCACAAAAAAUAUCACCCCAGAAUAAAAUGCUUUUCUCAAAUACGAAUCGCGUACAUUUUAAAUGAAGAAGCAAAAACCCAGGGGGUAAAAUGGCCGCGUCCCAAUUUUCGUACGUACAUUUUUACCACUCGUCGAUUAGCGAUGAGUUGGAGACUGCUUGCAGUCUAGUAUGCAGGGCUUUCCCUGCUGUCACGUGACGUCGCAAUUAUUACCGCUGACCGACUCAAUUCCAGGACCUUAGUUGUACUUAUCUCGCGGUACAAGUAGCCAGUUGAGGUCUGGACAGUGGAAUGUCUUUCACCAAGAUUUUUCUAUAAACAAAGAGAUGGCCAUAGCAGAAAGAAUUAUCGUUGCUGAAUAUUCUUGUAUUACUUUAAAUUUAAAUACUAGACAACUCUGAACUAUUGUUAACUCCUAUUAAAAAUGUGUUUCUUUGAAUAAUGAUUUGAAUCCAAGCCAUCAGUGUAAAUUUUUUUUCUAAAUUUUGAUAAUAACUAUUUGAUUAUUCAGACAGACACUAACGACAAUAAAACUCAGGUUUCAGCCUCUCUUUUUA
Orbicella faveolata is the source of this 3227-nucleotide messenger RNA. Its product is annotated as leucine-rich repeat and calponin homology domain-containing protein 1-like. The record is from RefSeq and is a predicted model, not a curated record. Lineage: Eukaryota; Metazoa; Cnidaria; Anthozoa; Scleractinia; Merulinidae. Gene Ontology annotation, cellular component: cytoplasm. Gene Ontology annotation, molecular function: protein binding.